AUUCCGCCCUAUGUAAAUUGGACGUAACUUUUGAAGGCGGGUUUUGUGGUUUUCUGCUUUAGACUACUGUUAUGAGGAAAGCUCCAUACGACAAAAAUGCUCCAAGGCGACCUCUUUCAGCGUUUAUGUUGUUCAUGAAAAAGCGCAGACAAGAAUCAGAAUAUAUUGCUUCACAGUCAUUUUCAGACAGAAAUCGUAUUAUUGCUACUGAAUGGGCUGCUCUAUCUGCUGAAGAGAAACAAGUAUAUACUGACCAAGCUGCCGAAGGUCGUGAGUCAUACAAAAAAUUGUUUGCUGAAUACAAAACUACUGAUAAUUACAAGAAAUGGUUAGCUUCCAAUGAAACGGUCAAUGCUAAUGGGUCCAAAGCUGGAUGUAAACGACCAGUAAAACAAAUAUCACAUACUAAAAACAAUGACAUGGAAGCAGAUUGCAAGAUUUCAAUAUUUACUCAUGAAUUUCUGGAAUACAACAGACUUCGUGAAGUUAUCUUGCGUCAAUUGAAGAAGCACGUAUCACAACUUGAAGAAGAAACCGCUCUACUAAGUAAGCACGUGGAAAAUCUUGUAAAUGCUGAAAAUCGGACAAAAAAUCAAAUUAAUACAACGAAAGAAUUACUAACUAAUGAAGAAAAUUUAUUGAAACAGCUAUGUAAAGAGUUAACAAUUGCUUUAAGCGAUAUCAUUUUGCCCAAUUAUACAUCGGAUAUAAAUUUUAAAGGAAUUGAACAUAUUACAGAAACAAGUGUAGAAUCUUUUCUUUCAAGAUUAGAAUCCUUAAAAAAUUCUUCAUCUUAUUUAGAAUUAUCAUCAAAAAUUAUACAAUCGAUUCGUUUAGCUUGUCAAAAGAAAAUAAUUAAAUUGUUAACUUGUGAAGAAAUAAAUUGAAAAGAAGUUCCUUUUUUAAUGAGAAAAUUCAUUUUGUUGUUUUAUAUUUAAAUGUUUAUCUUAUUUGUAUAAAUUAAAAUAUUUCUGUAUUUACAAAUAUAAUUGUUUCUAUACACACAGAUACAUGAUAGAGAAAAUUAAUUUUUCUAUUUAAUUUAUAUAUUCUAAUUUUUUAUCUUAUUUAAAUUAUUCUUCCCAUGGUCUAUUUACUCUUUUAUUUUCCCAUUUAGUUUUUUUAGAGGAAUCAGUAACUUCUUUAAGAAAUUCAACAAUAUAAUCUUCAUCUAAAUUAGGUAAUUGUACUGUUAAUCGCUUUUUUUCAUGAAUACAAUAUCGCAUAUAUGUUAAAUAA
Schistosoma margrebowiei is the source of this 1239-nucleotide messenger RNA. NCBI's taxonomy places the organism in Eukaryota, Metazoa, Platyhelminthes, Trematoda, Strigeidida, Schistosomatidae. The record is from the annotation of a GenBank genome assembly.